AUGGCGAAAAAGAAACCAGAGGAUAAAAAUAAUCAAAGCGAUGAUGAUACAAAAAAUGAGAGUGAUUACUCGUCAAACGAAGAAGAACCAAACUUCAGUGAUCCUGAAGACUACGAAGACGAUGUCUCUGAUGAAGAACUCUUAGGCGACAUUCUAAAAGAUAAGCCUAAGGAAACUGAUGGAGUAGAAAGUGUUAUAGUAGUAGAUGGAGUUCCUCAAGUAGGUCCUAAUCGUAUUGAAAAGUUGAAGUCAGUUAUUGUUAAAAUAUUUGUGAAGUUUGGAACAAUAGUAAAUGAAUUCUACCCUGUCAAUAGUGAAGGCCACACCAAAGGUUACAUUUUUAUAGAAUAUGCCUCACCAUCUGAAGCUGCUGAGGCUGUUAAGCUAACUAACAAUUUUAAAUUGGAUAAGCAUCAUACCUUUCAAGUUAACCUCUUUACUGAUUUUGCUAAGUAUGACCAAAUUCCCAAUAAGUGGGACCCUCCAGAACCACAACCUUACCAAGGACAAGGCGAUUUGCAUUCUUAUUUAUUGGAACCUGAUGCAUAUGAUCAAUUUGCUGUAGUUGUUGCACAAACACAAGCUGUGCAAAUUUGGCAGAAUACACAGCCAGAUCCUAGUCUCAUUGAAGCUAGAAGUAGCUGGAGUCAAACUUACAUAAAAUGGUCACCUCUGGGGACAUUCUUAUGUACCUUUCACAGGUUGGGUGUUGCACUGUGGGCAGGACCUGGAUUUUUGCAAUACAAAAAAUUUACUCAUUCAAAUGUUCAAUUCAUUGAUUUCUCACCAUGUGAAAAGUAUUUAGUGACUUAUUCCCCACAAGGAGACCCACAUAAUCCAGAGCAGAAGAGGAUCAUCAUUUGGGAUAUUAGGACAGGUCUUGAAAAGCGUUCAUUCAAUCCAGAAGGUCCAUCGGCAUGGCCAAUCUUCAGGUGGUCUCAUGAUGACAAAUAUUUUGCUCGUAUUGGUUCAAACAAUGAUGCCCUUCAAGUAUACGAAACACCAUCUUUUGGUCUUUUGGAUAAGAAAUCAAUCAAAAUUAACGGCAUAAGAGAUUUCAAUUGGUCGCCAACAGAUAAUGUUGUAGCUUAUUGGGUAGCCGAGGACAAAGAUGUGCCUGCAAGUGUAACUCUGUUAGAAUUGCCAAACAGGAAUGAAAUUAGGAAGAAGAAUUUGUUUAAUGUUGCUGACUGUAAGAUACACUGGCAGAAGUCUGGAGAUUACCUGUGUGUCAAGGUAGACAGGUAUUCAAAGGUUCGCAAGGAAAAGAAUGAAACCAAGUAUUCAGGUAUGUACUGCAACUUUGAAAUAUUCCACAUGAAGGAGAAGCAAAUACCUGUAGACAGCGUAGAGUGCAAGGAACCAAUUCAGGCAUUUGCUUGGGAACCAGUUGGUUCUAAAUUUGCAAUGAUACAUGGCGAAUCCCCUAGCAUCAGUGCUAGUUUCUACGAGGUUAGAGUAGGGCAGGCUCCCAUUCUUCUGAAGAAAUUUGAGAAAAGAGCAUGCAACCAUUUGUUCUGGUCUCCUAGUGGGCAGUUCAUUGUUUUAGCAGGCUUAGGUUCCAAUGGAGGUGGAUCGUGGAUUUGUUGACACUCAUGAAUUUUUAAUCAUGAACACUACAGACCAUUUCCAAUUGUCAGAUGUAGAGUGGGACCCAACUGGAAGAUACGUAAUAACUGGAGUCUCAUUUUGGAAAACCAAGGUUGAUACAGGUAUUGGAUUUGGUCCUUCCAAGGAAAAAUCCUGAAGCGUAUCAAUUUGGAGAAGUUCUCCCAGAUUCUCUGGAGACCUAGACCACCAUCAUUACUCAGCGAUGAAAAGCAAAAAGAGGUCAAGAAGAGCCUAAAGAAAUACUACCCGCAAUUCGAGAGCAAAGACAGGAUGCGACAAUCCAAAGCUUCCAAGGAACUUAUCGAGAAGAGAGCUGCUCUUAUGGAGAAGUUCCAAGCCUACAGAGAGGAGAGGAUCGAGGAGUACUUGGAUCAAAAACCAAGGCGUUUGCAGCUUAGAAAUAACAUUGACACUGAUGAAUUAAACGCAGAGAACGUUGAGGAGGAAAUCGUAGAAUUCUUUAUUAAAGAAGAAGUAAUUCCAGUCGACUAG
Diabrotica balteata is the source of this 2103-nucleotide messenger RNA. The record is from the annotation of a GenBank genome assembly. NCBI's taxonomy places the organism in Eukaryota, Metazoa, Arthropoda, Insecta, Coleoptera, Chrysomelidae.